Tupaia belangeri chinensis (Chinese tree shrew) is the source of this 2656-nucleotide messenger RNA. It is a transcript of the gene FKBP10, whose product is annotated as FKBP prolyl isomerase 10. Gene Ontology annotation, cellular component: endoplasmic reticulum. The coding region runs from base 98 to 1849 and encodes 583 amino acids. The record is from RefSeq and is a predicted model, not a curated record. Lineage: Eukaryota; Metazoa; Chordata; Mammalia; Scandentia; Tupaiidae. The transcript has 10 exons. Gene Ontology annotation, molecular function: peptidyl-prolyl cis-trans isomerase activity; calcium ion binding.
GGAGCCAGCUCUGGGAGGAGGGGGAAGGAGGCUGGCGGUGCGGCUCCCUCCGCUCCUUCGCUGGCCCUCACUGCCGGCUGUCCCAGCUCCAAGCACCAUGAUCCCCGCGGGGCCCCCCAGCCGCACUGUCGCCUGGCUCUCCCUCUCCUUGCUGCAGCUGCUGCUGCUGCUGCAGGCCGUCGGGAGGGGGCUGGGCCGCGCCAGCCCGGCCGGGGGCCCCCUAGAAGAUGUGAUCAUCGAGAGGUACCUCAUCCCCAAGGCCUGUCCCCGGGAAGUACAGAGGGGGGAUUAUGUGCGCUACCACUACAACGGCACUUUCGAGGAUGGCAAGAAGUUCGACUCCAGCUAUGACCGCAGCACCCUAGUGGCCCUUGUGGUGGGCGUGGGGCGCCUCAUCACUGGCAUGGACCGAGGCCUCAUGGGCAUGUGUGUCAACGAGCGGCGACGCCUCAUCGUGCCUCCCCACCUGGGCUACGGCAGCAUCGGCGUGGCGGGGCUCAUUCCCCCCGAUGCCACCCUCUACUUUGACGUGGUCCUGCUGGACGUGUGGAACAAGGAAGACACCGUCCAGGUGAGCAUCUUGCUGCGCCCACCCUACUGCCCCCGCAUGGUCCAGGACAGCGACUUUGUCCGCUACCACUACAAUGGCACUCUGCUGGAUGGCACCACCUUCGACACCAGCUACAGUCGGGGCGGCACUUAUGACACCUAUGUGGGCUCUGGUUGGCUGAUCAAGGGCAUGGACCAGGGGCUGCUGGGCAUGUGUCCUGGAGAAAGAAGGAAGAUCAUCAUCCCCCCUUUCCUGGCCUAUGGCGAGAAAGGCUACGGGACGGUGAUUCCCCCGCAAGCCUCCCUGGUCUUCCAUGUCCUGUUGAUCGAUGUCCACAACCCGAAGGACACUGUCCAGCUGGAGACGCUGGAGCUACCCUUGGGCUGCGUCCGGAGAGCCGUGGCCGGGGACUUCAUGCGCUACCACUACAACGGCUCAUUGAUGGACGGCUCCCUCUUUGACUCCAGCUACUCCCGCAACCACACCUACAAUACCUAUGUCGGGCAGGGUUACAUCAUCCCCGGGAUGGACCAGGGGCUGCAGGGCGCCUGCAUAGGGGAGCGCCGGAGAAUCACCAUCCCCCCACACCUCGCCUAUGGGGAGAACGGAACUGGAGACAAGAUCCCUGGCUCCGCCGUGCUAAUCUUCAACGUCCACGUCAUCGACUUCCACAACCCUGCGGAUCCGGUGGAAAUCAAGACACUGUCACGACCCGCUGAGGCCUGCAACGAGACUGCCAAGCUCGGGGACUUUGUUCGUUACCACUACAACUGCUCUCUGCUGGACGGCACCAAGCUGUUCUCCUCGCAUGACUAUGGGGCCCCCCAGGAGGCCACACUGGGGGCCAACAAGGUGAUCCAGGGCCUGGACACGGGCCUACAGGGCAUGUGUGUGGGGGAGAGGCGGCAGCUGGUCGUGCCCCCGCACCUGGCGCAUGGGGAGAGCGGAGCCCGGGGUGUCCCUGGCAGUGCCGUGCUGCUGUUUGAGGUGGAGCUGGUGUCCCGGGAGGAUGGGCUACCCACAGGUUACCUGUUUGUGUGGCAUGAGGACCCUCCUGCCAACCUGUUUGAAGACAUGGACCUCAACAAGGAUGGCGAGGUGCCCCCGGAAGAGUUCUCCACCUUCAUCAAGACUCAAGUGAGUGAAGGCAAAGGCCGCCUCAUGCCUGGACAGGACCCUGAGAAAACCAUAGCGGACAUGUUCCAGAACCAGGACCGCAACCAGGACGGCAAGAUCACAGUCGAGGAGCUCAAGCUGAAGUCAGAUGAAGACCAGGAGCGGGUCCACGAGGAGCUCUGACCGACCUGCAGGAAGCCUGGGUCUGGCUGCAGACACAAAGGCUCCUGCUGGGGGGACAGUGGCAGGGGCACCCCUCUGCUAGGAUAGCCUCUGGGAGCCAUCUGCAAAGUUGUCAGAAACAGCUCUGGUCUUUCCACUGGCUCUAGAUUACAAUCCACAGCAUAGACCUCUGUUCCAUUUUUCUCUUCCAGCUCCAGAUCUCUUCCUUGCAAUGGUUGGGGUUGCGAAGCCAUUUCCUCCAGUCAUUUCACCCUCAUAUGGGGAUGGUAGUCUGAGGUUGGAUGACACUAGACUUCACUGACACUCAGCAAGGCUGAGCUCACCACUUAUUUCCCGAAACUUCUUCCUUUGUAUUGCUCCGGCAUCCCCAGUCCCCACCAGUCCCCAUUCUACCAUGGCAGCUCCCUCAGAGCAGCAGCCAGGCUUGGGCGACCCGGCAGCCAGCCUUCCUUGGCUCUGGCUCUUCCUUCCCCACCUCUGGGGAGGGGGCAGCUCCAGAAGGCAGCCCUACCUCACCUGCCUGUCCACCGUUCUCACUUCUAACUGGCCUCCAGGGUGGGGGCAGCACUGGCCCCAGGUGCUAGAGGUCAGGGCUGGGCCUCGUGUAGCCUUUCACCCCUAAGGUAGGCUCCUUUCUCUAAGGAAGCAGAGAGGAAGAAAGAAGGUGUGAGGAAACCCGCUUAGAUGGGAGUUAGGACUCAAAGCUGUAGGUUCGGGCUGAGGGGGAGGGAGGCAGACUGCACACUCAGAAAGCUAAACUGGUGUCAGCUCCCUUCUCCUUUGUGCCAAAUAAAAGAUUAAAUCAAA